Molecule: messenger RNA, 3933 nt
Organism: Pisolithus orientalis
Lineage: Eukaryota; Fungi; Basidiomycota; Agaricomycetes; Boletales; Pisolithaceae
Exons: 2
Coding region: 178-3900 (1240 amino acids)
Molecular function (GO): protein binding
Source: RefSeq, a predicted model, not a curated record
UGCCUGUUCUGUACCUUGUGUCUUUACCUGCGGGUUCUUUGCGCUUUCCAAUCAGCCGCCCAGAUUGGGGUAGCGUUCUGGCACUCAAGAUUGGUCACUCUGUUUCUCUGUCAGUUCCAAGGACAACGUAGAGCCAUUUCUGCCGUGUAUAUCAUCAUCCCAGCGUAACGUCAUUCAAUGGCUUCAACAGACGACGUUUCUCAGAAGCGAGCAGAGCUGGAACGCUGUCCUCCUGGGGAAGAUGACCGGGAUGUUGCCCUCUUCAACCUGGCGUGCGCCCUUCACGAAAGAUACGAUAAAGAGGAAGAAAUCGACGACUUGAACGAGGCGAUCACUUUCUACCGUGCUGCUUUGUCACUGCGACCAGUCGGGAAUGACGAUCGGUCUCUGUCACUCCUCAACCUCGCUUUCUGUCUUGGGAUUAGGUAUGACCAACAGGGGGCAGUCGACGACUUAGAAGAAGCCAUCACACUUGAACGUGACACACUAGAACUCUCUCCACCAGGACACUACAAUCGUGAUGUAUGUCUUUACAACCUUGCUACUCACCUCGAAUGGAGGUUCCGCCAACAGGCUGACAUGCGGGACCUGGAUGAAGUGAUUGACCUGCACCGUGCAGUUUUGGAACUAUAUCCCCCUGGACAUCCUGAACGGUCUUCAUCGCUUGAUCAACUUGCCCUCUGUCUCUUGAAUAGAUAUGAAGAUAGGGGGAUGGUUGAUGACUUGGACGAAGUUGUGACACUCAGACGUGCAGCACUAGAGCUCUGUCCACGGGGCCAUCCUGAUCAUGGCGAAUCUCUUCACAACCUUGCUUGUGACCUCAGGAGGAGGUUCACGGCGAAGGCUGCGAUCCGCGACUUGGAGGAAUCGAUUGAACUGCUCCGUUCAGCUCUCGAAUUGCGUCCCCCUGGACAUCCUGAUCGGUCCUCGACGUUCCAUGAGCUUGCUCUGUGUCUAUCCAACAGAUAUGACAAGCUGGGGAUAGUCGACGACUUGGAAGAAGCUAUCGUGCGUGGACGUGCAGCACUAGACCUCCGUCCGCCGGAGCAUGUCGAUCGUGAUGAAUCUCUUCACGAUCUCGCUUGCGCCCUAAGGAAGAGGUUCGUGAAGCAGGCUACAAUACACGACUUGGAGGAAGCGAUUGAGUUGCACCACGCAGCUUUGGAACUACGUCCCUCUGGACAUCAAUGUCGGUCUUCGUCACUCCGUGAACUUGCUCUCUGUCUGUCGAAUAGAUAUGACAAGCUAGGGGUAGUUGAUGACUUGGAAGAAGCCAUCACGCUUGAACGUAAAGCGCUAGAGCUCUGUCCACCUGGGCAUGCCGAUCAUGGUUCAUCUCUCCACAACCUUGCUUGCGACCUCAGGAGGAGGUUCGCGAAAGAGCUUGUGAUCGGCAAUUUGCAGGAGGCGAUUGAGCUGCUCCGCCCAGCUUUGGAGCUACGUCCCAUCGGACAUCCUGAUCGGUCCUCAUCGCUUCAUGAGCUUGCUCUCUGUCUGUCAAAUAGACAUGACAAGCUGGGGGUAGUCGAUGAUUUGGAAGAAGCCAUCGCGCUUGGACGUGCGGCACUAGAGCUCUGUCCAACAGGGCAUCCCGAUCGUGGCGUAGUUCUUUACAGCCUUGCGUGCAGCCUGUGGAAGAAGUUUCAGAAGCAGGCUGACAUGCCCGAGUUGCGCAGGGAAAUUUUCCUUGAUCAGUCGGUGUCGGUGGUCUGUCCAACAAGCAGGGCCGAUGUCGCCUUUUCCCUUUUCGAGCUUUCACUAUACCUGUGGGACCGGUUUCAGAAGCAGGCUACGAUGACCGACUUAGACAAUGCUAUUUGUCUUGCAACGUGUGCUGUAGAGCUCCGACUACCUCAUGAAGAUGCUUCCGUAGGAGCAUGGGUUCAGAGGGUAGCCCAGGGGGCAGACUCUGGCGAACCCGUAAUGCUUGGUCAAGCGGCAGACGAUCUAUGUGUCCUUGCAAAUUGCUAUAGGGCCAGAUACCAAAUUCAGCACGCAAUCGUCGACCUGAACGAGGCCAUCACAUAUUACCGAUAUAUGCUGCAACUCCGCCCUACUGGACAUCCCAGCCGCGCUUCGUCCCUUCACGACCUUGCACAGUGUCUAGCAGAUCGGUUUCGUCAACAAUCCACAGCAGCUGAUCUGGACGACGCCAUUGCCCUUGAGCAAGAAGUCCUCGAUUUACUCGUACGUGGAGAUCCAGGUUACGACGAGUCCCGGGUCUAUCUUACGGCUUACCUCCAAACGAAGUUCAACUCACAGGUUGCUACGAUGUCCACGGAUGCCUCAAGUGUUACCCUCUUUGACGUUAAGCAAUUUAUCCGUAAUGUUGCAUUUGAAACCCUUAAGACUACACCGACCAGGCUGCUGCACACACCUACUGGCAUCCUAUGCAACCGUGAUGCGCAGGUGUCACAAUUCUUGAACAGUCAACAGUACAAACGGCUGGUGUCUCUGUGCACAACAGGCAGUCGGGCCCUGCAAAUGGAACUCGUCCACACUAAUGUCUCGAGACACUUCCAGUACGUCACGCUUUCUCACCGCUGGGGUGAUGCAGAGCCAUCAUUGCGCGACAUCGAGGGCCACUCGAUAUAUGGCAUGUCAACCAAGGGAGGCUUUGGAAAGCUCCAAGCCUUCUGUCGUGUUGCUUUGGAGCGGGAUUACAUAUGGGCAUGGAGCGAUACGUGCUGCAUCGACAAACACAGCAGUGCCGAGGUACAAGAAACGAUAGGGUCAAUGUUCGCGUGGUAUCGGCAGUCUGCCUUGACCAUCGUAUACCUUUCUGAUGUUCCCGGUGCUGGUUUUCUCGGCAACAGCGAAUGGUUCAGACGCGGGUGGACCCUCCAAGAACUACUGGCUCCCAAAACCGUAGUAUUCUAUACCCAAGACUGGUCACUUUAUAAGAGCUCAACGCCGUCGAAUCAUAAGACCGAUGUCGCCGUGCUGGAAGAGCUGGAGAGGGCAACUGGAAUAGAAUCGCGUUUCCUCGCCAACUUUUUUCCCGGUAUGGAUGAUGCACGCUCGAGACUGCAAUGGGCAUCAUCGCGUCGCACCACCAGACCCGAAGAUAUUGCUUAUUCGCUUUUUGGGAUCUUCAAUCUUCACCUUCCCGUUCUGUAUGGCGAAUCCGCCGAGAACGCGCUUGGCCGUCUUCUGGCGGAAAUCAUAUCAGAUUCUGGGGAUAUCUCGGUUCUAGAUUGGGUCGGGGAGGCAUCUUCGUUUCAUAGCUGUCUCCCUGCUCACAUCACCUCGUAUCAAAUAUUGCCAUCGCCUCGACUCCAACCUAAUUCGGAAGAACAGUCAUUGGCGAUAAGUCAGGGGCUCUCGUCAUUCGAGGUACUGCGUAACUUCGCCACGUCUCUACUCCCCCAAUUUCUCAGUCGUUCUCUGACACCAUCAAGCAUUGCUCCGGCGGAUCGGCUGCGAACUCCGGAUUCAUACGCACCAAGCGACGUGUAUGAUUUCAACUCAUUUACUAGAGUACCCCUUCCGCGAUUCCGCAACCGUUGCCUUAUACUGCCGUGCAUCGCCCACCGCGUCAUAGCGGCUCAAUUGAGAGGCGAAGAUCUAUCGGCACCGAGUUACACAUACAAAAUCCAGGCAUGCGGUCUGAGACCACUGGAGGUUGAACUUCCAGACAAGCUAGAAAGUGCAACCAUCUCACAAGGGGCUCUGCAGCUCGUUCGCCCUUGGCACUCGAAGGGUCAAUCUGCCGUAUUAGACGCCACAAGUGAAGAGCGGCUACUUCUUACACUUGGAAGGCCAUUUAAUGCUCUUCUGCUGAUUGAAGUGCCUCAUUCACAGUACAAAAGGAUUGCGUCUUCUACGCUCAUUACUGCUCAGCCCGCAGACUCGGCCAGCAUUCUGAAAAGCAAAGUCAGGAUAUUUCAUAUUGUGUAGAUAUGUUCAAUUUAUGGCGACCCGGGAUAUCCA